GAAAAGCAGUUGGGGAAAUGAGGAAGGCCGUGGAGGAGAUGAAGUCUGAAUGGAUUUGCUCUGUUUAUUCAGCCGAAGCUGGUGGUUGGCAAUUUCAAGGCAAGUUCAUUAAAUUUUGCUAAUUGUUUUCGUUUUCUUUUUGUCUGAUAAUGAAAGGGGAAAAUAGUAAUUUCCUUUAAACUUCUUUGGCCGGCCCCACUGCACGUUUAUCAUUCGAUGGCAUCGUUGACCUUGCAAAGCAUAGCAAUAAACUUCAGAACUCUACUCAUUCUCAAAUGAAAGCCAUAUCCAUCCAUCCAUCUGCAGAAGAAAAUCAAAUUGACGGAGUGGACUGGGUGGAGAAAUCGAUCAAUUACUGUUUACUUGGUGCAAUCUAAAGCGGAAACAAUGCCAUCAAAACUCUUGCAAUUGUUCUCAAUGUUGCCAUGCUUGGGAAAGGAGGGAAGAGAUGCUGAUAUUGAGUCAUCAUACUACAAGAAUCUGAGCAAAUUAUUAGAGGAUCUCAUUGCUUCUUGUGAUGGUACAUCUCUUCCUGUUCAUUGUUACUCUGCUGAUGACCUCAUCAGGGCAACCAACAACUUCCACCCUUCUCGCAUUGUACGAAAGGAUUUAAACUGCACAAUGUUCAGGGGAUUUCUAAACGACCAGUUGAUUAUCAUUGCCAGGUACUCCAUUGGGAGCUUGUACCAUGAGUCAUGGGAGAAUGAGGAUGGUGUUAGGUCCCGGGCAAUUCGCGACAUUGUUGUUUCAAUACAUAUGAGCAACCAUGAGAAUGUUUUGAAACUCUUGGGUUGCUGCUUAGAGUUCCCAGUACCUGCCCUGGUGCUUGAAAAUGCAGCAAAAGGAGUUCUUGAAGGUGAUGGAAGUUUAAGAGACAAUGAAGAUCAACCCUUAAUAUUACCAUGGAAAAUUAGACUGCGUAUUGCAAAGCAGCUUGCUAGUGCAGUUACGUAUCUCCAUACCGCCCUUCCCAGUCCCGUAAUUCAUAGGGAUCUAAAACCUGGUUGUAUUUUCUUGGACCACGACUAUGUUCCCAAACUCUCCAACUUCUCACUCUCCAUAACCAUUCCUCCUACGUAUUCUGAUGCUGAAGAUGAUCCAAAAGGGACAAUUGGGUACGUUGACCCUGCAUACAUGAGGUCUGGCUGCGUCUCAAAAAAAACUGAUGUGUAUAGUUUUGGUGUGCUUUUACUUGUAUUCUUGACGGGACGAAGAGCUUGGCUAAUUAAACCGCAGGAAGGAGGGUAUAUUUCAGUUAUUGAUUAUAUGAAGUCACAUGCUUACCAGCUUCAGGCAAUUGUGGACCCUAAAAUCUUAGAGGAGGUUGGGGGAAAUGAGCAAGUAGAACAGCAGUUGCAUGAUUUCCUAGAACUGGCAUUGUCAUGCACUCAAGAAGAAAUUGAAGGAAGGCCAUAUAUGAGCAAUGUGGCAAGGGAACUCAUUCGAAUCGACGAGUCUAUUUUGCCCAGCUAGCUUCAAUCCACUAUAUUUGUUAUUAAAAAAUAUAUAUUGGAUAUGGGUUCAACAACAUGACUAUUGUUCGGAAGUUGAUCUCUCUUUUCUGUUAUUGUUGAACUCUGUAUACCCUUUAUUAUGAUUUUUGUUGUUGGUUGUUAAUACAUUACUAUUAUGUUCUUUUUCCUGUUAAUUUGUAGCUAAUAUAAAAGCUGAGACUAGAAUCUAGAUCUCUCAUGUGAGUAUUG
Prunus avium (sweet cherry) is the source of this 1703-nucleotide messenger RNA. Its product is annotated as non-functional pseudokinase ZED1-like. Gene Ontology annotation, molecular function: ATP binding; protein serine/threonine kinase activity. NCBI's taxonomy places the organism in Eukaryota, Viridiplantae, Streptophyta, Magnoliopsida, Rosales, Rosaceae. Gene Ontology annotation, cellular component: plasma membrane. The record is from RefSeq and is a predicted model, not a curated record. Gene Ontology annotation, biological process: protein phosphorylation; cell surface receptor signaling pathway.